This is a messenger RNA of Aquila chrysaetos chrysaetos, 7885 nucleotides long. It is a transcript of the gene CLASP2, whose product is annotated as cytoplasmic linker associated protein 2. The record is from RefSeq and is a predicted model, not a curated record. Gene Ontology annotation, molecular function: microtubule binding. Gene Ontology annotation, biological process: mitotic spindle assembly. Bases 941 to 5725 code for a protein of 1594 amino acids. The transcript is spliced from 43 exons. NCBI's taxonomy places the organism in Eukaryota, Metazoa, Chordata, Aves, Accipitriformes, Accipitridae. Gene Ontology annotation, cellular component: cytoplasmic microtubule; microtubule organizing center; mitotic spindle.
GGGACGCGGAACUUCCACGGGACGGAGGCGGUGCAGCGGAGCGUGAGCGCCUCGGCGGGGGGCUAGCCCGGCCCGGUCUGGUCUGGCCGGCCGUGGGACUGACGGGGGAAGGGGGAAGCAGGAACGACGCUGAAACCCGCCGGGGCGAAGUUUCGCAGUUGCCCCGCUGGGCGAACAAGAGGGGCCGGAGGCCGCGGCGUCGGGAGCAUGAGAGGUCUGCCCCGGCCUCGCCGCUGCCGCGUCCGCGGGAGGACGGGCCGGUGCCCGCGGCGGUGAGAGGCGGCCCAGGGAGUCGCUUCUCGGCGCCUGCGGGCGGGAGGAGGACGAGGAAGCGAGAGGCGGCGGCUGCGCCCGCGGGGACCCCCUCAGCCCGCGGCCGCCCGCCCUCCGCUGAGGUGCCUGCGAGCCCUCUCCGCCCCUCCGCAGGGCGAGCUUUAACGCUCCCUGUCGCCCUCCGUUUCCUUGCCCCCGGCGGGGGAGGAGGAGGGGCGGCGGCAAGGAGCCCUCCCGGGAUCCCUUAGGACGACGCGGAGGCGCCUGGAAAGCCCCGAGCCCGAGGAGGCGGGUCCCCCGCCGGCCCCCCGGGCCGCCGCAGCCUGCCAGCCCUGCGUCCGCCUCCCUCUGCCCUUCCUACCGGAGGCUUCACCGUGCGGGCGGGCUCGCGGAGGAGGCCGGAGGAAGCCGCCCGUGCCCUUGGCGGCGGCCCGGCGGUGCGUGUGCGCAUGGAGGGGCCGGGCGCGGAGCCGGGGCGGCGAGGGCGAGGAGAGGCUCCGUGAGGGCAGCGGCCCUGACGGGGACCGCCGCCGCCUCACCGGGCGUUUCCCUCCCGCCCUGCCCUGGCCGGGCUUCCGACCCUGAAGGCGCUCGGGCUAGUCUCCGAAAAAAACCAAAACCCACCAACCCCCCCGCCCCCCAACCAACUUUUCCGCAGCGGCCGAGGAUGGAGCCUGCCGGUAUGGAUUAUUUCUGCGACCAGGUACAGCAGAAGGACGUGGGCCGCAGGAUGCAGGUCGGCCAGGAGCUGCUGGAAUACCUGAGCGACCCGGCGAGGUCCCCCGAUGUGGAGCAGGACCAGCAACGCCUCGACAAAGUGAUCGACGAAUUAACAGGAUGGGUCAACUCCAGUAAUUUUAAGGUAGCAUUACUGGGAUUAGAUGUUUUAGGUGCCUUUGUCGACAGACUAUCAGGACGCUUUAAAUCCUAUAUAGGAACUGUUCUUCUGCCUUUGAUAGAUCGUAUGGGAGAUGCCAAAGACCAAGUUCGAGAGCAAGCACAGAAUCUUAUAUUGAAAUUGAUGGACGAAACAGCACCACCCAUGCAGGGACCAAAACAGAGAAGUCUUUCCUGUGCCUCCAACACUGAAAUACAGAAUUUUAGGCUCUCUGCCACAGAGAAACAUCCUUGUGGAAGAGCUGGGUGGAAUAAUUUUUUGGGGAUAAGUCCAUACAUUUGGGAACGCCUUGCUGUUGGUUUUAAACACAAGAAUUACCGAUCACGAGAAGGAGUGUGUUUGUGUCUUAUUGCUACCUUAAACAUUUAUGGUGCGCAACCAUUAAUCCUCAGCAAGUUGGUACCACAUCUGUGUACAGCAUUUGGUGACUCGAAUAGUCAGGUGAGAGAUGCUGCCAUACUAGCCAUUGUAGAGGUUUAUAGACAUGUGGGAGAGAAAGUACGAAUAGAUCUUACGAAGAGAGGAAUUCCUCCUGGCAGGUUGCAAACAAUCUUUGCAAAAUUUGAUGAAGUAAGAAACUCUGGAAAUAUGAUUUUAAGUAGCGUCAGUGACAAAAGCUUUGAUGAUGAAGAGUCAGUGGAUGGAAAUAGGCCAUCAUCAGCUGCUUCAGCCUUCAAGGUUCCGGCACCUAAAAAGCCAGGAAAUCCUUCAAACAGUGCAAGAAAGCCAGGAUCAGCUGGUGGGCCUAAGGUUGGAGGUUCCUCUAAAGAAGGAGGAGCUGGAGCUGUGGAUGAAGAUGAUUUUAUUAAGGCAUUUACAGAUGUUCCUACUGUACAGAUCUAUUCUAGUCGAGAACUUGAAGAAACAUUGAACAAAAUCAGGGAAAUUCUCUCAGAUGACAAACAUGAUUGGGAUCAACGAACUAAUGCGCUGAAGAAAGUUCGGUCGUUGCUUGUUGCUGGAGCUGCACAGUAUGAUGGAUUUUUUCAGCAUUUACGGUUGUUGGAUGGUGCUUUCAAGCUGUCGGCCAAGGAUCUCAGAUCCCAGGUGGUUAGAGAAGCAUGCAUUACUGUAGCCCAUCUCUCAACUGUUCUGGGAAACAAGUUUGAUCAUGGCGCUGAAGCUAUUGUGCCUACUCUUUUUAAUCUGGUUCCCAACAGCGCCAAAGUGAUGGCAACUUCUGGGUGCGCAGCCAUUAGAUUCAUUAUUCGGCAUACUCAUGUGCCACGACUCAUACCUUUAAUAACAAGCAACUGUACUUCAAAAUCGGUUGCAGUUAGAAGGCGCUCCUUUGAAUUUUUAGACCUGUUGUUACAAGAGUGGCAAACACAUUCAUUGGAAAGGCAUGCAGCUGUCUUGGUUGAAACAAUCAAGAAGGGCAUUCAUGAUGCUGAUGCAGAAGCCAGAGUGGAGGCAAGAAAGGCUUAUCUGGGUCUUAGAAAUCACUUUCCUAGUGAAGCUGAGACUCUCUACAAUUCUCUUGAGCCGCCCUAUCAAAGAAGCCUCCAGACCUACUUGAAGAAUUCUGGCAGUAUAGCAUCUCUCCCUCAGUCAGACAGGUCAUCCUCCAGCUCACAGGAGAGCCUCAAUCGGCCUCUAUCUUCUAAAUGGUCUGCAGCCAGCCCAGCAAGCCUUGCAGGCAGAGUUUCAGGCAGCAGCAAAAGUGUUCCAAGCCUAGGAACUCUGCAAAGGUCUCGCAGCGACAUUGAUGUUAAUGCUGCUGCAGGUGCGAAGGCCCGCCAUGCUGCUGGACAGACAGCUGGAGCUGGGCGCUUGUCAGCAGCCGGUCUACCUCCAGGAUCUUACGCUUCGCUAGAGGAUACUUCUGACAAGAUGGAUGGAACAGCUUCUGAAGAUGGUCGUGUACGAACAAAGCUUUCAACACCUUCUGUUGGUAUUGGGAAUUCUAAAACAGAUUCCAGAGGACGGAGUAGAACCAAAGUGGUGUCACAGUCUCAGCCUGGCAGUAGAUCUGGGUCUCCUGGAAGAGUUUUGACAACAACCACACUUUCCACUAUGAACACAGGAGUUCAGAGAGUGUUAGUGAAUCCUGCAACUGCACAAAAACGAAGCAAAAUCCCACGAAGUCAGGGAUGCAGUAGAGAAGCUAGUCCUUCUAGAUUGUCAGUAGCACGAGGCAGCCGCAUUCCUCGGCCUAGUGUGAGUCAGGGCUGCAGUCGGGAGGCCAGCCGUGAAAGUAGCAGGGACACAAGCCCUGUCCGCUCUUUUCCACCCCUUGCUUCCAGACAUCACUCCAGAUCCACUGGUGCCCUCUACGCUCCUGAUGCUUAUGGGGCUACAGGUACCGGCUUUGGAAUUAGUCAGUCGAGUAGAUUGUCGUCAUCAGUUAGUGCUAUGCGAGUUCUGAACACAGGUUCUGACGUGGAAGAGGCAGUAGCAGAUGCUUUGCUCUUAGGAGACAUACGGACUAAGAAGAAGCCUGUGCGAAGAAGAUACGAGUCCUAUGGGAUGUACUCCGAUGAUGAUGCCAACAGUGAUGCAUCAAGUGCCUGUUCAGAAAGGUCCUAUAGCUCUAGGAAUGGCAGCAUACCAACAUAUAUGAGACAGACAGAAGAUGUGGCUGAAGUCCUAAAUCGCUGUGCCAGCUCCAACUGGUCAGAGAGAAAAGAAGGCCUUCUAGGCCUGCAAAACUUACUGAAGAACCAGAGAACUUUAAGUCGUGUUGAGUUGAAAAGGUUGUGUGAAAUCUUCACAAGAAUGUUUGCUGAUCCUCACAGUAAGAGAGUGUUCAGUAUGUUUUUGGAGACACUGGUGGACUUCAUCCAGGUCCAUAAAGAAGACCUGCAGGACUGGCUGUUUGUACUGCUGACACAGCUGUUGAAAAAGAUGGGUGCUGAUUUGCUUGGGUCUGUACAAGCAAAAGUUCAGAAGGCACUUGAUGUCACAAGGGAAUCUUUUCCAAAUGACCUCCAAUUCAGUAUUUUAAUGAGAUUUACUGUUGACCAAACCCAAACACCUAGCCUGAAGACAGUCAAGCCAGCACUACAGGACCAGCUUCGCUCUUUUUGGAGCUCAAAGGUCAAAGUUGCAAUCCUUAAAUACAUAGAGACUCUCGCACAACAGAUGGAUCCAGGAGAUUUUGUAAAUUCAAGUGAAACUAGGUUAGCAGUGUCUCGAAUUAUCACCUGGACCACAGAACCUAAAAGCUCAGAUGUUAGGAAGGCUGCACAGUCAGUGCUAAUUUCCCUUUUUGAACUCAACACUCCAGAGUUUACAAUGCUAUUGGGUGCUUUACCAAAAACAUUUCAGGAUGGAGCCACAAAGCUUCUCCAUAAUCAUCUCCGGAAUACAGGCAACAGUGGUCAGGGAUCAAUGGGAAGUCCUUUAACAAGACCUACUCCACGCUCCCCAGCAAGUUGGUCAAGUCCUCUCACUUCCCCAACCAAUACAUCGCAGAACACUUUGUCACCAAGUGCAUUUGACUAUGACACUGAAAACAUGAAUUCUGAAGAUAUUUACAGCUCUCUUCGUGGAGUCACUGAAGCCAUUCAGAAUUUCAGUUUUCGUAGUCAGGAAGAUAUGAAUGAGCCUGUAAAACGAGAUUCCAAAAAAGAUGAUGGUGAUUCGCAGAUUUGCAGUGCUUCUGGAAUAGUAGACCUACGAGCAGGAAGUGGUGUGAGUGAUACGGGCCGAACAGCUCUCGAUAACAAAACGUCAUUACUCAACACAAUGCCUCCCCACUCUUCACCACGUUCACGAGAUUAUAACCCAUACAAUUACUCUGAUGGUAUCAGUUCCUUUAAUAAAUCUGCUUUGAAAGAAGCCAUGUUUGAUGAUGAUGCAGAGCAAUUUCCUGAUGAGCCUCCCAUGGACCAUUCUGAUCUGGUUGCAGAGUUACUGAAAGAGUUAUCAAACCAUAAUGAGAGAGUUGAGGAAAGAAAGGCUGCCCUGUAUGAGCUCAUGAAGUUAACUCAGGAAGAGUCUUUUGGUGUUUGGGAUGAGCACUUCAAAACAAUAUUACUUUUGCUGCUUGAAACACUUGGAGAUAAAGAGCAUGCUAUUAGAGCUUUGGCAUUGAAAGUUCUAAGAGAAAUUCUAAGAAACCAGCCAGCAAGGUUUAAGAAUUACGCAGAGCUCACGAUCAUGAAGACAUUAGAAGCACAUAAGGAUCCUCAUAAGGAGGUGGUGAGAUCUGCUGAAGAAGCUGCUUCCAUGCUGGCCACUUCCAUUAGUCCAGAUCAGUGCAUCAAAGUUCUUUGUCCAAUUAUCCAAACUGCAGAUUACCCCAUUAAUCUGGCUGCAAUCAAAAUGCAGACAAAAGUCAUAGAAAGAGUAUCUAAAGAAACCCUUACUCAGCUUUUACCAGAGAUUGUGCCAGGUCUAAUACAGGGUUAUGAUAAUUCAGAGAGCAGUGUUCGUAAGGCAUGUGUUUUCUGCCUUGUAGCCAUUCAUGCAGUAAUUGGUGAUGAGCUAAAACCACAUCUCAGUCAACUCACUGGCAGUAAAAUGAAGUUAUUGAACCUUUACAUCAAACGUGCACAAACAGGCUCUGGACCAGGGGAUACAACAGCAGAUAUGUCUGGACAAAGCUAAUGAAGCUGACAAGAGUUAACCAGGUCUCCUAAAGCAAGGGCAAGGCCCUCUUCAGUGAAAGGAAAAUUCUUACGUACAACUUUUGGAACUUUUUUCUUGGGGGGUUUUUUCCCUUUCUUCUGUUGGUUGUUUGUUUUGUUUGUUUGUUUUCUUUAACCAACGGCUGUCCUCAGCCUGCAUGUGACUGUUGCAAUAGAAAUAUUCCAAAUCCAAGGAAAAACAGUAUUAACAUCAGUUGAUCAAAGCAGAAUAAAAUUGAAAAAUAAUCUAAUCCAUCAGUUAUCCUGUUCACAAUCCUCUGUGUCUUCCCACUAACUUUUGCCAGUGUUACUGUAUUAAAAAAAAGAUAUUUUUUUUAAUGCUAAUUAAAACGGUAUGCUUUAAGCUUCAGAAGUUAAAAUAUAAAUUCCGUUGCUUUUAUUCAGCUGCAGGUAACAUUACUUUCUUAUUGCUGUUUUGUUUGAGUAUCAUGUCCUUCGCUAGAAACAAGAAGUGAUGUGAAACAAGGCUGAACUAGUCUGAACUGCAGUGAGACUCGUUCACUGUGUUGGUGGUUCAUCAUCUUAUUUACAGCUUGUUUGGGAUAUUCUAGAGAUUGAGAAAUAUGCCUAUAAAAAAAAAAAGCUGGAUCGAUCCAGUUCUGUAAAAGUGAUAUUGUUCAUUGGUUGUAUGUUUGUUGCAUAAAUAAGAAUUUAGUGUGCGCAGUAGAGGACUGGUACAACCAGUACCUCUUAACGUGGAAGACAGCCCUGUCAGGGUAGCAUUGCUGACCUGGUGAUAGUGUGGCAGUCUGCUUUUUAGCAGCAAAGUUAAUGGUCACUUGAUGGACGUGAACCAUCCUUGUCACCUUUCGUUCUUCAAGCAGGAUGCUUCAGAAUGGAGUGCUCUGCCCAAGCAUGCUCAGUAUGUAUUUAUCUUUAUCACUAGAAUGUUUCCUCUCAACCUAAUUGCUGGAACAAGUAGUCUUGUAUUGUAACUCACAUGGGAUUUUAUGACAACAGUGCAGAAAACUAUUUAUUCGUUACCUUCCUAAAAGCACCAAGAUUUUCUGCAUUGAAUUUAAAGGGGGGUGGGGGGAUGGGAAUAGUCACAAAUGCUAUGGAUCUUGCCACCUUUUAAUUUAAAAAAAAAAAUAUAUAUAUUUUGGAUGAGUAGGGAAAGCUGCACCAAAUUAUUUGCAUGGUUUUCUUGAAUAGCAUCCUCAAGACCCAUCUGGAUUAAGGUGUGGAAAUGUUUCCAGGGUUUGUUUUUCCAUUUUUGAAAAAGAGUUAGUUUAUUGUGAAUAAUGGUUCUUUGUAUUUAUGAACUUGAUAAUGGAAAGAGAACAAAGAUCAAGUAAAUGUGUCCCUAAAUGUUGUCUGUCUUCUUUCUUUUUUUUUUUUUUUUUGUUUUGUUUUGGAUAUAAGCAGCCAGCUAAUUAACUGAGAACUGGGAUGGAACAGUGCCCUUCCCAGGAAUGGUGGAACUUUAUUUUUUUCCUCACUUGUUUUUCCUUUGACUGUGAUGUUGUCUAGUUGUGGGAAGUGUAUCCUGAUAAGAGAGAAAAUAGUGGUGCCAAGGGUGAUGAUCUAUGCUAGGCUAAAAUUCUCUCUACCUCUUCAGGGUGACUAAUUCUUGACUGAGCUGCUGCAUAAUAGCACCCGGUGGAAGAACUAUCUACAGAAAAUCUUCUUUAUUUUUUUUUUUUCCAAAUUAUCAUUUAAUAUGUAUUCAAAACUCUAUUCUUCAACAUUGCAGCCAAAUGUCAUAAGAAACUACUUAUACACUUUACUUGCUAGGAACCCUGAAAAGCAAAACUGAAUAAAAAUUAAGCUAGAUGCUCGUAGUUAUAUGAAAGGUGGUUUUCACUUUAGUGAAACAGUAAAUGCAAUAGAAAGAGCUAAGAUGUGUUUGUUAAAGAAGCUAUGCCGUUGCAGAGAUUUAUUUGGAGGAAAAGUUGUAGAAAUAUAUGUAAAGACUUAAAAACAAGACUGUCAUAACUCAUCACUAGCCCUUUUUAGCAGCUACACCAAGAAAAUAGUAUCUCCUCUUUCUUUCCUUUGUUACGUGUAACAUUCUUGUUGUUUUCUACUGUUUAAUUACAUUGUGUAUUUAUAGUUCUAUGCUUACCAUUGUGCAUAUACUGGCAAUAAAAUGUACAUAACAUUACUUAAAAAAUUA